Molecule: messenger RNA, 2248 nt
Organism: Pistacia vera
Lineage: Eukaryota; Viridiplantae; Streptophyta; Magnoliopsida; Sapindales; Anacardiaceae
Product: pentatricopeptide repeat-containing protein At5g02860-like
Exons: 1
Coding region: 836-1462 (208 amino acids)
Molecular function (GO): protein binding
Source: RefSeq, a predicted model, not a curated record
ACACUUCUUCACUACCCUUUAACUCUACAUCUUCUAUACCCAAAAACAGAACCCGAAUUGGGAAGUCAUGUGACGUUAACUAUGGGAAACCCUGGUCAAGCCACUGCUUCUUUAGUAAAGGUCAGCGGGCUUUCCAACCUUUAAUUGAUGAAUCAUUUGAUGUGAAAAAAAUUGAUAGUGUUUUGUUACAGUUAUUUGAGUCUUAUCGGGAAAACCCAGAUGUAACGAUUAAUACUUUGAGUUUUGAUAUGUUGGGUAUUGUUAAGGGUUUAGGGUUUGACAAGAAAUGUGACUUGGCGUUGAGUGUGUUUGAGUGGUUUAGGAGUCGUAAAGAUUGUGAGUUAGUCUUGAAUGGUCGUGUUAUAGCUGUAAUUAUUAGUAUGUUAGGGAAAAAAGGUAAAGUUUCGACUGUGGCUUCAUUGUAGAAUAGUUUGCAUAAAGAUGGGAUUGAUAUUGAUGUUUAUGCUUAUACUUCAUUGAUAAGUGCUUAUGCUAGCAAUGGGAUGUAUAGGGAGGCUGUGAUGAUGUUCAAAAAGAUAGAGGAGGAGGGGUGUAAACCUACUUUGAUAACUUACAAAGUGAUUUGAAUGUGUAUGGGGAAAUGGGUAUGCCCUGGAAUAAGAUUAUGACUCUAGUAGAAGGAAUGAAGAAUGCCGGAGUUGCCCCAGAUUCUGAUACUUAUAAUACGCUUAUAAGUUGUUGUCGGCAGGGUUCUUUGCAUGAAAAAGCAGCUUGGGUUUUUGAGGAAAUGAAAUUAGUAGGUUUUAGUCCAGAUAAGGUUACUUAUAAUGCCUUGUUGGAUGUUUAUGGGAGUUCUAGGUGACCUAAAGAAGCCAUGGAGGUAUUAAGGGAGAUGGAGGUUAAUGGUUGUUCACCCAGUAUUGUGACUCACAUUUCAUUGAUAUUAGCUUAUACCAAAGUUAGUUUGAUGGAAGAGGCAAUGGAGCUUAAAAACCACAUGGUGGAAAUAGGGAUUAAGCCUAAUGUUUUUACUUACACCACCCUCUUAUCUGGGUUUGAAAAAGUCGAGAAGGAUGAGUCCAUAAUGAAGGUUUUCAAGGAGAUGAGAAGUGCAGGGUGCAAGCCAGAUAUUUUUACUUUUAAUGCUUUGAUUAAGAUGCAUGGAAACAGGGGAAAGUUUGUUGAGAUGAUGAAGGUUUUUGAUGAGAUCAAGACAAGCAAUUCUAACCUCAACAUUGUUACAUGGAACACACUUCUGGCAGUAUUUGGGCAGAAGGGGAUGAACUCAAAAAUGUCAUAUGUGUUCGAGGAGAUGAAGAGGGUAGGGUUCAUUACUGAGAGGGACACCUUCAACACCCUAAUUGGUGCAUGCAGUCGUUGUGGUUCUUUUGAUCAAGCCAUGGCUAUUUAUAAGAGAAUGCUGGAAGCUGGGGUUACACUGGAUCUUUCCACCUACAAUAUUGUUUUGGCAGCAUUGGCUCGGGGAGGGAUGUGGGAAUAGUCUAAGAAAAUGCUUGCUAAAACGAAGGAUGGUUGGUGUAAACCCAAUGAGCUGACAUACUGUUUUUUGCUUCAUGCUUAUGCCAAUGGCAAAGAGAUUGAACAGAUGCUUACUCUUGCAGAAGAGAUAUUCUCUAGUCUAAUUGAACCUCAUGUUGUGCUCUUAAAGACCCUUGUUUUUGUUAACAGUAAACAUGACCUCCUUAUAGAAACAGAGCAUGCCCUCUUUGAGUUGGAGAAAAAAGGAUUUUCCCUUGACAUAACCACUUUAAAUGCCAUGAUUUCGAUUUAUGGCAGGAGGUAGAUGGUACCAAAACAAAUGAGAUCUUGAACUUCAUGAAUGAGAGUGGGUCCACUCCUAGCUUGACAACCUACAAUAGCUUGAUGUAUAUGUUCUGAAAAUUUUGAGAAGUCCUAAGAGAUGUUAAGGGAAAUUUCGGAGAAAGGAUUGAAACCUGAUAUAAUAUCAUAUAAUACUGUCAUUUAUGCCUAUUUUAGAAAUGGUAGGAUGAAAGAGGCUUUAAGGAUAUUUUUGAAAAUGAGAGAUUCUGGCCUUGUUCCAAAUGUAAUCACCUACAAUACCUUCAUUUCAAGUUAUGCAGCUAAUUCAUCGUUUGUGAAGGCUAUUGAUAUGGUUCGAUAAAUGAUCAAGCAAGGAUGUAAACCAAACCAGGACACAUGUAAUUAUUUGCACUCGAUUAUGUUGUUUUCCCUGGAGCCAUAUUGUUGGUCUAUAUAUAUGGCCAAUCGAGAACCUUGUAUAGACGAGAUAAAAGAUGAAGAGGAG